Molecule: messenger RNA, 786 nt
Organism: Protopterus annectens (West African lungfish)
Lineage: Eukaryota; Metazoa; Chordata; Ceratodontiformes; Protopteridae
Gene: MRPS10
Product: mitochondrial ribosomal protein S10
Exons: 7
Coding region: 90-698 (202 amino acids)
Biological process (GO): translation
Cellular component (GO): mitochondrion; mitochondrial small ribosomal subunit; ribosome
Molecular function (GO): structural constituent of ribosome
Source: RefSeq, a predicted model, not a curated record
GAAGGUUUAUUUGCGCUAUUUCCGGAAGUUUUGCUUGUAGUAUCAGAGUGAGUGUUCAUCCAAGAGUUGUAUAUAAAUAUUGGUCUAUAAUGCUUGGUUAUUCAAUGGCACCGGUUUUACUUAAAAGAUUAGUCCAACAGCAGCCAGGAUUAUGGACUUGGUGUUAUAGUUUCUUGGGAGAUUUUGCAGUAACACAUCCUGGUUUUCUUUGCCAGGUGUUAGGAGUGACACAGUCUUCAAGAAUUCACUUGGCUCCUGCCUUCUCUUCUGAGAUUACUGUGACACAGGAACCAGAAACACUGUACAAAGGAGUAUCUGUUCUUGUAAAAGGUCAUGACAAAGCCGUGUUAGACAGUUAUGAAACUUUUGCUACAUCCUCAGCAAAAGAGCUGGGCAUCAAAAUAGAUAAAGUAUUUGAACCCCCAAGGAAGAUUGAGAGGCUAACCCUUCUGAAAUCUGUUCAUAUUUUCAAGAAGCACAGAGUCCAGUAUGAAAUGAGGACCCAUUACAGAUGUAUAGAGCUCAAGCAUUUAACAGGAAGUACAGCAAAUGUGUAUUUGGAAUACAUUCAGAGAAAUUUGCCUGAGGGAGUUGCCAUGGAAGUUAAAAAGACAACACUAGAAAAAAUACCUGAACAUAUUAAAGAACCAGUUUGGAGCACUGGCACAUCUCCAGAAGAAGCAAGUUUAAAGCAAUGAACGGUCUCUACAUAUAAGAUAAUCUACCUUUACAUGCCUCUGUACUGUAUAUGUUUGCACAUGUUCUGUAUAAAAAUUUUAUAAAACA